Molecule: messenger RNA, 1782 nt
Organism: Candidozyma pseudohaemuli
Lineage: Eukaryota; Fungi; Ascomycota; Pichiomycetes; Serinales; Metschnikowiaceae
Exons: 1
Coding region: 1-1782 (593 amino acids)
Biological process (GO): translational initiation; formation of translation preinitiation complex
Molecular function (GO): translation initiation factor activity
Source: RefSeq, a predicted model, not a curated record
AUGUUUAAGAAAGAUCCACAACCCAAACCGUCAUCAAACAUCAAGUCUUCCGAAAGACGCGGCCUACUAGCAACAGUCUGCAAGGAAUAUGGCAUCAAUAAAGAAGAAUUGCCUAAAGAGACAGAGCUUAAGAUCGUCCCUGCAACGAUCAAGCAGGCGAGCUACCAGAGCGUUCAGGGCCACAAGGGCACAAUAUACUUCGACACAGAAGAAAAACCAGUUUGGUUCAAAACAAGAGACUCUCCAUUGUACCCCACAAUUUAUACUAUGUGGCAAGUCGGUGGCAUUCUACCAAUCAUCCUCACUAAUAACCAUGUCAUCGAGAAGUUAACCACCAAUGCCAAUCUCAUGUUACCGGGAAGCAUUCCUCCAUUUGAUCUGAGAGCAACAAGAGGCGCCUUAGUCGGAAUUGCUAGCUACCAGACUCCCACUGUGGUGAAGGCAAUUGGUCAUUGCUCUCUCAACCUCACCCAGUUUGACAAUGUGCAAGGUCGUCAAGGCACUGCAGUGACGGUGAUUCACGUUAUCGAAGAUGAGCUUUUCAAGCUAUACGACAAUGAUGUGGAGGUACCUACUUCAGUGGAACCUUAUUCUCCUUCUGCGUUCGACAGUCUAAACAAAACUCUCAAAGCUUUGUAUGGCGAGGACGACGAUGACAGCGAUGGUGUUGACGAUGGAGAGAUUGACGAAGAAGAUCACAGCAAUAACGGCGAAUCCACAGAAGUGCCAAACGAUGAUACCUCCAAGGAAGAGAGUGGCGAUAGUAACGAUGCCGCAAUUGAUGAGAUAUCUGAAACAGUCGAGGAGCUUCUGAUCGAAGACAUCGACAACUUUUUUAACCGUGCUUUCCUUCAACUGGUGAAGCUUAAUCCUUCAAUUGAGCUCCCGAUAUCCGCUUCGCAAUUCAUGGGACAGUAUGUGCUCAAAAAUUUACCCAAGAUGGACUCAAAAUAUUGUAAUGUCAAGAGGACAUCUUGGAAAAAAAGUGCCAAGUUUCUAAAGGCCUUGGAGAAGCAGAAGUACGUACAGCUUAAGGGCAAGGGCGAUGACGUUAGCGUAGUCAGCAUCACAGUCCCCCCUGAAACGCUUGCUAACUUCGUGACUCACCGUACCAACGACUCUUCCAAAGGAUCUGGUACUACUCCAAGCAAGAAAGAUCUCGAUAAGAAGCUUUCCAUCGUUUCACUUUACAAACCUACCAGCAAAACUAGAAUGGUGUACAAUAAGCUUGACAAGGACUUUCAGAGCUUGUACACCCAAGUUGAGCUCAAAGGUAUCGUUAAUGACUAUAUUAACGCAGCAGGAUUGGUCGACAAACUGAAACCCAAGUUUGUUGGAAUUGAUGAGCAUCUCAAGUCUGCAACUGGAAUAAAGGAGGAAAAGGUCACUAGAGACAAGAUCAUCAAUCCUUUCACUGCAAAUCAUUCACCACAUUAUGUCAUUCUUAAGCCAGGUGAGGUCAAUUACACACCAAAACAAGUCCACAAGGGCACUCCCCCCAAGAUAAAAAUCUUGACACAUACAGUUUUGGGCAGGAAAAAGGUGACGACUGUGGUCGACUUUGAGAAGUUCUUCAUUAAACCCGCCACCUUAGCAGAGGAUCUCAAGAAUAAAUGCUCAGGGUCGACUUCAGUUGGACCUUGCGUCCACAAUCCUAAUUUGACGGAGGUGAUGGUCCAGGGGCCUCACGGUACAACUAUCAUUGAGUAUCUUAAAAGUAAAGGAGUUCCCAUCUCGUUUAUAGACUUUGAAGAUAAGAGCAAAGGGAGGAAGAGAAAGUGA